Molecule: messenger RNA, 2094 nt
Organism: Pseudogymnoascus verrucosus
Lineage: Eukaryota; Fungi; Ascomycota; Leotiomycetes; Thelebolales; Thelebolaceae
Exons: 1
Coding region: 582-1337 (251 amino acids)
Source: RefSeq, a predicted model, not a curated record
CUUCCACUCACAGCAGCCAAUAUACGAGAUUAGCACCUCGUUCCCUACCCACAGCACCCCUACUGCAGCAUCACCCCGGGAAGCGAUAAUCCCGCUGCACCUCGCUUAGAUUUAGAUGACCACCAGCUUCGUACUCGGGAGGGUGAUGUUAUAUGAUGUGAUGUUAUGGGAUGGGCGUCAUGGGAUGGACAUGAUGGGACGAGAUGGAUAGAUGUGACGAGGCGCUCGGAACCGAUGAUUUCCGCUCGGUUGGGUGGAAGAGGGGAAGGAAGGGAAGGAAGAUGCAUAUGCAUAUGCAGUCUGCAAGCACACACCAACAUCUCACGAUCUGCGACGGAGGAGGAGGCUCGGUAAGACAACAAUGUUGUCUGUUCGGCGAUGUAUAUAGUAGGGAGUACUCGACACGGACAGGAGAGAAGACGCAGGGACGACUCUGUGGAAGAUUAGAAGAUCUAGUCUAGACGGGCUCUGGGCCCGUUCCUGCCCCGCUGUCAACGGGCCUGUCUAGACCUGGUCUGCUUGGCAGCAACUGAUUUUUUGACGUCGCGUCGCCGUUGCUGGGCGCUGCGCCGCAGAGAUGGAUGUCUUCUCCCCUUUCCUCCCUCCGAUUUGUUCUCCCAAAUACCCAUCGUGACGUCGUCAAAAUGCGUACAACUACCCUCCUCGCCGUGGCCCUCACAGCCUCCAUCGCCACCGCAACCCUCCCAGCAUCCAUCACCCACGCCCCCCGAGCCCAACCCACCAUCUCCGAAGACCCCUGGCAGUGCGUCACCGAGAACCUAACCCAAUACCUCGACGUUCCCAAGCCCACCGGUCUCCUCUUCAGCGCGCUCCAGUCCUACGCCUCCGAUCUCUACGAGCCAUGUCUCGCCGCCAUGUCCACCGCCACCUACCUCGACUACUGCUUCCCUCCACAGUCAGAAUGGUGCGCCUUCACCACCGCAGCGCCAAAGGACGUUCUUCCAGCCUACUCCUCAUACGCGAGCCAGGCGUACUCGUGGUGGUCGGCGCGGAGCUCUACGAUCGCGUUCCUGAAGCAGGAUUGCCCUAAUAACUGGGAUCUGAGCUUGUGGCGUGUUCCAGGCGGCGAGGAGUGGCUGAAUGAUACUAUCGCCUUCGCUGGAUGCUAUGCUGAGGCGCUUACGGCUACUGGACCAGCGCCGACGGGAUUGACUACGGGGGGGGCAGCAACGACGGAGACGACGGCUACGAGUCGCGAGGGGGCGGCUGUGGGAAGCGCGACUCCGACGGCGACAGACGUGCCGAAUGGUGCUGGGUGGGUGGGCGUAGACAUGUGGAUGGUUGCAAUGGCUGGGUUCGCUGCUGUUGUGGUUUAGAGAGGGGCGUUGUUGGCGAAAAAGGAUGUGAUGCGCAAGUCCUAGACGAGCUCCUGACGCCGCCUCCGGGCCUCAGUCCCUCCAAGAGGUCGGUCGACCGAUUAUUAUAUUGUAACUGUGCUUGGCCAUGUACCCCUGUUCUAUAUAUCUAUAUCUAUAUAGAGCAGGGCUACAUGUCUAAUCUCAGUUAUAAUAUAAUAAUCUGUGGACCGCACUCUCGUACACCGACUCCAUCAUCCCCACCACUAACCGGAUCGAAGUCCGCGACCUCCUCGCUUUAUUAUCCCCAGGACUUCCCCCCAGAUAUCAUCAAUAGCCUAAUAUUCUCCCGCCCUAUCGCCCUCAUACUCUACCAUCCAGACCUGGCUGUCAUUUGUAAGGGCGGCGUGGGCAAGGUAUUUCUCGCGAGUGAAGAGACCCUCGCCCACGCCGCCCUCACGAACGACAUCUUCCGCCCUCUGCGCGCCUCGGUGUCCUUCGUUUGUAGGUCGCUUCUUCUGCAGGACUGAUGAGCCUCCGCCGCCUCUAAUAGCCCAUGGUAUCAAACACGCAACUACCGCUAAUGCCGUGGCCGUACCCGUACCUGUCGCAGGUGUAACUACUGUACUAUGUUUAUAGAUGCCAAUAUACUAGUUUUUAAGAUGAAGUUAGUAAUAGAUUAUAUGGUAAGACUCAUAUAAAAGCUAUUUAUAAUAAUGUAUAUACAGAUGAAUAUCCCUUAGUUAUAAGAGACGCUACCCUAAUAUUACUACUAGAC